CGUGCCAGGUUUUGGAGAUGGAGGAAAGCCGGAGUACCCGGAGAAAAACCACCGGCCUACGAAUGGAACCGUCCGAAAAAGACCUUCGACAUCAUGCUGAUAUGGUAUUUGAGCUUGCGGAAUGUUUUUCACCAAAAGACCAGGAAUGGAAGUCCAUUAUCAGCAAAUGCCUUACAAUGAAAUACAUCAGUGUAAGGGAAAAUGGCGACAUUACAAGCAUGGAGGAGCUCUGCGGAUGUUUAAUGAAAAAAGAAAUUAUUGACUACGGCAAUUACAAGCGAUUGAGAGAAAUUAUAGGAAAACAUGCGGAAGCCAAGGGAAUAAUUGACAAGUUCACGAAACUGAUCCGAGGUGAAAAGGACGGUUGUGAAAACUACGAUCCUGGAAGUGACGAAGAUGAACCGUCCAAUACACCCAAACGACCCAAAGCUGAAGAGGAUGAUUCACAUCAGUUCAGAAAAGAGAUGGACAAUACCCAUGAUGCACGGAUCAUUGAUGUAUGGGGACGUGCGAGACAAUCUGUCGGGCUUAUAAAAGGAC
Molecule: messenger RNA, 540 nt
Organism: Pecten maximus
Lineage: Eukaryota; Metazoa; Mollusca; Bivalvia; Pectinida; Pectinidae
Source: RefSeq, a predicted model, not a curated record